UUCCAGUGGGACACACACUACUACACCUGGAGGAGGAGCUACUUUCUCUGCUCAGCCACGUGGUCUCCACAGCUCAAACAAUGCUGGAGUCCUCGCGCAGAUUUCUUCCUCUGUAACUUCGUCUGUAGCUGAAUCGUCUGGGACCAGAGGCUCUGCUCUCUCUGUAACGUCUUCUGUAGCU
This is a messenger RNA of Amoebophrya sp. A25, 181 nucleotides long. The record is from the annotation of a GenBank genome assembly. NCBI's taxonomy places the organism in Eukaryota, Dinophyceae, Syndiniales, Amoebophryaceae.